AAAGUAUUUAAGGACAGUGACAACGACAAGUGUACAUUUGGUUUCUGAGACUGUGUGAGGAAUGAUUGGACAUAUGUAUUUCCCACUGUUAUUACAACCAACAAAGUCUUUCCCAUCAGCACUGCUCUCUUUACUGUUGGUCAUGGCCGUCCACUCAUCGCGGACCGUCUCGCUGAGCCGAAGCCAGAACUGCGGCACUCCCCUCCAGCAGUCUCUGAAGCUAACGCGACUCAUACACAAGGAGUCCGUGGAGCUCAUCCGCACAUACAAGGCCAGCCAAGGGGCGAUGUCGGAACUCUUCUGCAAGUCCUCCAGCAGCGAGGUCCCCCAGCCCAAGAUCUCCGGCCUGGAGCCCUCGGAGCGGCUGCUGAGCGUCUCCUCCAUCCUGCAGUCCUUCCUGCCCCACCUCCAGCGGGUGCUGGAGCAGCAGACGGACCUGCAGUCGCCCUCCAGCCGGCUGCUGACGGAGCUGAGCAACGUGAGGAACCGCAGCGCCAGCCUGGCCUCAGUCAUCAGCUGCCUCUAUCAGAACCUCUUCCCCAACCUGCCGGCCCCCGAGCCGGCCGGGGGCCCCACGCAGAUGCCCCCGCCGCAGAACAUCUUCCAGCAGAAGGUCUACGGCUGCGUGGUCCUGCGGCGGUUCAAGGAUUUCCUCCUGAACGUGGCCCGGGAGCUGAGGACUUUGAAGAGCCGCGUGUGCAGGAUGCCCCCGGCUAACACCCUCUUCUGAAGAGGAGCGGGGAAAAGGAUGGAGAGGCUGCUGAAACGUGGUUCAGUGUUUCACGUUCAAAGGACUUGUGUGAGUCUCAAGGUGGCUGGCACAUCGGUUGUUUUCUUAUUGCAAAGGAUAUGUAUUUAUCGUAUUUAUUAUUUAUUUCCACGUUUUGUGGAGGUCAAAUGUGUAAUGGCAGAGGUUGCGUGAUCAUUGUAAUUAGACUAUGAUUGUCCACAAAUCUCCAAAUGUAUUGGAGAUGUGUAUGGCUUCUUGAUGACACUGAUCUGAACUUUUGUUACAAUCACACUGUGCAGAAUCACCCAAAAGCAAACAAUGAAAAGGACAGAAAGGCAAACAUGGACUAUGGAGAAAUUUAGGCGUCAGCUUUUCUAAAUCAACUAAUCAAUGUUUUCUGUAAAUGACCAAGCCUAACUGGGAGCGUUGAUACAGCAAACACAAAAGGGGACGUUAUUGUGGAGCCACUGGUUGCUGUUAAAGCUUUGUCCUGUGCAGUAACGGCCCAGAAGUGGACACAAGUCACUAAACUAAACAGGGAGGUGAUGGAGGUGUGACAGCAGCUCUCAGUGACACAUGUCCUGAAGACAUGAAGAGGCAGAUAGUCACAUAGGAAAGAGUUUGUGAAACAGUCUGUUGUCUGGCCAGUCACAAGGCACUGUGUGCGUGUGUGUGUGUCUGUGACCUGUUUGUCUGUGUGUGUGUGUGUGUGGGUGUUCAGUGUGGUUCAGUGGAUGUGGAUGGAGCAUAGUUCACAGAUAUGUAUGGGCAUGUUCAUUGGAAUAAGAAUGACACUGUGGGUGUAUGUAGGCCUGUAAAGAGGAAGUACGGAAUGGGUUGGGAUUUUUAGCAUCCAAGAACCUUAUUUAAAAAAAUAUUUUAUUUAUAAAACAUUGAAAAUAUUAUUGUAAUAAAUUAAAGUUGAACUAUUGAAUUGUUUGUAAUUUCCCUUUACCCUCUUCUCUCUGAGGUCAUUGAAGCAGAAAACUGGAAGUAUACAAGCAAUUGGCUCUGGGUCAUAAAUCAAGUUUCCUGUUUUUGUAAAGUAGGACUUGGUUUUUAUUUAGAACAAGAGCAAAGGCUAUGUCUAGUCUGUGGAACAAGCAUCACACUCACACCAUCAAUCAAAACAAUAAAUACAACUUGUAACAUUUUGGUAUCUAGGAUAGCAGUAAAUUAUCAAUCGACUACAGAGUAGGUUGUAUUCAAAAACGGACAUAUUUUCAAUAUGCAGGAGGGAAAAGGAAGUUCUAAUUGUUUAUUGAUUUGAUCAUUGAAUAUGUUUGCCAUUGUGUCUCAUUAUUUUAUGACUCAUAAUAAACCUCAUGUAAGGACACACACCA
Messenger RNA from Gadus morhua (Atlantic cod), 2073 nucleotides. It is a transcript of the gene m17, whose product is annotated as IL-6 subfamily cytokine M17. Gene Ontology annotation, molecular function: ciliary neurotrophic factor receptor binding. The record is from RefSeq and is a predicted model, not a curated record. The transcript is spliced from 3 exons. The coding region runs from base 62 to 730 and encodes 222 amino acids. Gene Ontology annotation, biological process: negative regulation of neuron apoptotic process; ciliary neurotrophic factor-mediated signaling pathway. NCBI's taxonomy places the organism in Eukaryota, Metazoa, Chordata, Actinopteri, Gadiformes, Gadidae.